GAAUAUUAUAUAAAUAUAUAUUUUACAUAUAAAAAAAUUCAAAUAUUAUAUAUAUAUUAUAUCGAUUUGAUAUACAUGUGCUGAAAUAUCCAAGUGAGACAGUUGACGUGAAUUGGAUUCAUUACAUUUUCCCGAGAAAAUUGCAAAAUUUGGCUCCAUGAAUAACUUCUCCCGGAUCUUCAUCACUUUCUUCUUCCUCUUGAUCGCCGUUUUCUUCAUUAAAUCAUCAUGCUCCGACAUCAUUAAUCCAUCUAAAGUCAAGCAAAUCUCAUGGAAACCUAGAGCUUUUGUGUAUGAAGGUUUCCUUACGGAUGAAGAAUGUAAUCAUUUGGUAUCUCUUGCGAAAAAAGAGUUGAAAAGAUCAGCUGUGGCAGAUAAUGAGUCUGGGGAAAGUAAGCUUAGUGAGGUCAGGACUAGCUCCGGAAUGUUCAUUAGCAAAGCAAAGGAUCCUAUUGUCACAGGGAUAGAGGAGAAGAUUGCUACUUGGACUUUUCUACCUAAAGAGAAUGGAGAAGACAUACAAGUCCUAAGAUAUGAGGAGGGACAGAAAUAUGAGCCACACUAUGAUUACUUCAGUGACAAGGUUAAUAUUGUUCGCGGUGGACACCGCUUAGCCACUGUGCUCAUGUAUCUCAGUGAUGUCGAGAAAGGUGGUGAAACUGUUUUCCCUGAAGCAGAGGAAUCAAGCCGACGUAGGUCAAUGGCUGCUGACAACAGUUUGUCCGAGUGUGCAAGGAAGGGUAUUGCUGUAAAACCUCGUAAAGGAGAUGCACUUCUCUUUUUCAGUCUCCAUCCAAAUGCAAUUCCUGAUCCUAUGAGCCUCCACGGUGGGUGCCCUGUUAUUGAGGGUGAGAAGUGGUCAGCAACAAAGUGGGUUCAUGUGGAUUCAUUUGACAAAACUGUGGGCUCUGAAGGACAUUGUGCCAAUCACAAUGAGAAUUGUGAGAGAUGGGCUGCACUUGGGGAAUGCACCAAGAAUCCAGAAUAUAUGGUUGGAAGUACAGAUCUGCCAGGAAGCUGUAGAAAGAGCUGCAAAGCUUGUUAACUUGUUAUACUUAAUUCUUCCACUUAAAUCAGUUCAGAAACAGCAACUUCUUUUUCUUUUUCAGUUGUUUGUCUUCUGUUUUUUCAGGUGAUAUCGUCCGUUGGGUCGUGUUCUUACUAUUUUACUCAAUUUUACAAGUAUCCUUCUACUUGUUUUCUUUCUUCCAGUCUCCAGAACAAAGUUCGUCUUUGUGGCUGUCACACAAACACAUGUAUACUACAUAAAUGUAACAUUACGAGAAUGCAGAGACUAAUUAGUCUGUCACUCGGUAUUUACCAUCUUAUACAAAUUGAUACUCCCUUUGUUUCGUUUUA
Messenger RNA from Capsicum annuum, 1359 nucleotides. RefSeq names its product probable prolyl 4-hydroxylase 4. The record is from RefSeq and is a predicted model, not a curated record. NCBI's taxonomy places the organism in Eukaryota, Viridiplantae, Streptophyta, Magnoliopsida, Solanales, Solanaceae. The coding region runs from base 158 to 1045 and encodes 295 amino acids. Gene Ontology annotation, biological process: peptidyl-proline hydroxylation to 4-hydroxy-L-proline. The transcript is spliced from 7 exons. Gene Ontology annotation, cellular component: endoplasmic reticulum. Gene Ontology annotation, molecular function: iron ion binding; procollagen-proline 4-dioxygenase activity; L-ascorbic acid binding.